This is a messenger RNA of Phlebotomus argentipes, 4710 nucleotides long. Its product is annotated as synaptotagmin 1. Gene Ontology annotation, cellular component: synaptic vesicle membrane; dense core granule; axon. The coding region runs from base 385 to 1728 and encodes 447 amino acids. Gene Ontology annotation, molecular function: calcium-dependent phospholipid binding; syntaxin binding; phosphatidylserine binding. Gene Ontology annotation, biological process: regulation of dopamine secretion; synaptic vesicle endocytosis; calcium ion-regulated exocytosis of neurotransmitter. The record is from RefSeq and is a predicted model, not a curated record. Lineage: Eukaryota; Metazoa; Arthropoda; Insecta; Diptera; Psychodidae. The transcript is spliced from 9 exons.
UUUUGUGUGAUAUUGUACAGAGUGUUUGGUGUUACUGCUUUAUGGGGCAGAAGAAAAUUCUGCUUGGAGCCCCUCAAGUCAGUCAAAUGUCCCCGAUUUUGUGCUAAAAGUGUACACAAGUGCUCCAGACACACACUGAGGGAUGAAUUCUCGGUGAAUGUGGUGACUAAUUGCUGAAUAUCCGUGAAUUUCUCUCACCCUCCGUCAUACAAGAGAUUGGGGGACUUUUGCAAGGGCUGCACAGCCACAUUUUUCACUCUGCCAGAAGGAUAAUUCCGCCAGGAAAAUCCAUCUCAGCUGUUUUAGUGUGUGACAAAGUUGAGAAAAGUGCUUGAUUUAGUGUGAGAUUCAACUGAAAUUGCUUUAGAUUUGAGCGCCGAGGAAAUGGCUCCGAAGGUGCAGAUGUGGAAGAGGGAGGCGGUCGCGGAGGAGGUCGCCGAUGUGGUCUCGGAAAUCACCACCCUCGCCACCCACAUCUUCGGUCACAAACAUCACAAGCACUCCACCACGACGGAGACGCCGGAUUUGGAGGUUGAAGACACCAGCACCGCCGCCCCCACGAAAGGUGGGGUGGAGAAGAUGGCCGAUGAGGCCGUUGAGGUGACAACGAAAUUUGCUCACGACAUGGGCAUCCCGACGUGGGGCCUCGUGGCGAUCCUCAUCGGCGUCGGCGUGGUGAUCCUGGGCAUUUGCUUCUGCUGCAUUCGGCGCUGCUUCCGGAAGCGCCGCUCCAAGGAUGGCAAGAAGGGCAUGAAGGGCGUGGACCUGAAGUCCGUGCAGCUCCUGGGCUCGGCUUACAAGGAAAAGGUACAGCCCGACAUGGAGGAGCUUACUGAGAACGCUGAAGAACCCGACGAAGGUGAAAGUAAACAGAGUGAGCAGAAGCUCGGAAAGCUCAGCUAUAAACUUGAAUAUGACUUCAACUCCAACAGCCUGGCCGUGACUGUGAAUCAGGCUGAGGAGUUGCCCGCUCUGGACAUGGGAGGCACUUCGGAUCCCUACGUGAAGGUGUACUUGCUGCCGGACAAGAAGAAGAAGUUCGAGACGAAGGUCCACCGAAAGACUCUCAAUCCAGUCUUCAACGAGACAUUUGUCUUCAAGAGCCUCCCAUAUGCUGAUGCCAUGAACAAGACUCUGGUCUUUGCCAUUUUUGACUUCGAUCGCUUCUCGAAGCACGAUCAAAUUGGCGAGGUCAAAGUGCCGCUCUGCCAAAUUGACUUGGCCCAAACCAUCGAGGAGUGGCGAGAGCUGCAGAGCGUCGAGGGCGAAGGUGGUCAGGAAAAUAAGUUGGGAGACAUUUGCUUCUCAUUGCGAUACGUUCCGACAGCGGGAAAACUGACUGUAGUUAUCUUGGAGGCGAAGAAUCUCAAGAAGAUGGACGUUGGAGGACUUUCAGAUCCCUACGUGAAGAUCGCUUUAAUGCAGAACGGCAAGAGGUUGAAGAAGAAAAAGACCAGCAUCAAGAAGUGCACUCUCAAUCCGUACUACAAUGAGUCCUUCUCCUUUGAAGUUCCCUUCGAACAGAUUCAGAAAGUACAACUAGUCGUAACUGUUGUGGACUACGAUCGCAUCGGGACAUCUGAGCCUAUCGGGAAGGUGAUGCUGGGCUACAACGCUUCGGGAACGGAGCUGCGCCACUGGUCUGACAUGCUGGCCUCGCCCAGGAGACCGAUCGCGCAGUGGCACACGCUGAAGGACCCCGAGGACGGCGAGGGGAAGAAGGACUAAACAGGAGAUUGAGGCGACUUUUCUCUUUUGAUUGUAGCUGUUUGAGACAAAAUUCCAUUGAUCCCUUCGGCGAGAUCCUCGUAGGGAUGCUAAAGCUAAAACCUCCUCUUCUCCUAAGAGUCAUCGGACAAGAACAAAUAAAUGCAAAAAAAAAGAAAAUAAAGUGUUAAGACAACCAAAUUUUAAAAUCUCCUCUCAAAGAAAUCUGAUGAAGAAUAUCUCCAUAAAAGGCAUAAAAGAAAAGUCUAUUUAUAGAAGAAAAGAAAACCUUUUGCUGGCCCAGCGGCUCAGUUUAUUUGGCAUUUGAAACCAAAGAACAAGAACAAAAAGGAAGAAUAACUUACGUAACACCAGAGGAAAAAAAUAAAUUCUAACAAAGUGGAGAAACAGAGACAAGAUUAAGAAUCAUACUGUAAAACAUUGUGUUAAUUGUAUUUCAGAAUAUUAUAGUAUUCUUAAACUCUUUAGUCGCAUGACAAACAUUUAACCCCUUCUCUUGAAACAAUAAUAAAUAAAAAACAUAAAAUUUCCAAUGUGUAUAAAUUCCAUCAAGAAAAUUUAUUGGUGUUUAUCUCUGGGAAAAAAAUAAUGGUGCAGACUUUAUGAGUGAAGCUUUUGCGUUUGAACCAUGGCGAGUUUUAUUUACCCCAAAAAUAAGGAAGUAAAAAAAAAAACACGAAUAAGAAGAAAAAUGCAUCCAAAAAGAAAAGGACUUGGUUUUGUCUUCCGCCUUUCAAUUGUCUGUUUCCUUUCAAUCAAACUAAAUUAUGCAGAGAAUAAGAAAAUAAUAAAAAAAAGUAUUGCUCCAAAAAAAAGACGUGAAAAUGAAGGAAAAAAUAGACGUUGUAAGAAUUCAAGAAAAAAAAAGAAUACAAUAAAUUGUGCCCUCGAAUUAAUUGUAAUAAAUUAAUUGUAUUUAAUCUAUGAGAGUGAGAGAAGAAAUGUAUAAAAAAAAUCAAUCCCAAGAAGAGCUAGAAGACCAAAGAUUGUAGUUUGUCCGAAAUUUCAUAUCAUUGUACAGUUUCUCCUAUUGAAUGUCCAUUGAUUUUCGCAUUCUCAAAUUCCUUGUUUUUUUUGCAAAGAAAAAAAAACACACACCACACAAAUCGCAUCUCACAAGAACAUUAACCAUUGAAAAAGACAGAGGGAGAGAGCUAUAGUGAAUUGCAAAAUAAUCCAGAUAAUAGAAUUUUUACAUGGAAAAUUCCAUUCGACAGAAGCAUGAGAAAUUCUCAGAGAAUAAGUGAGAAAAGAAGUAUUGUAGUUGAAGAAGAAUGGAUUAUGUAAGGAUGAAAAAGACUACAGAAAUGUUGUUAUUUAGUUCUAUAUUGUCGUAACAUAGAUGAUAGAGAGUAGAGACAUGAUUUAAUCGUAUGGAAAAGUGAGGGAGGAAAAGAGAGAGAUAAGAAAUGUAAAUUGCACAAUAUUAUUUUAUAUCCAUGAGUAUAUUCAUCACAUCAAAACGAUUCACGGUCAGCAGCUUUCAGGAGUUCCUCCUUGGAUUGGAUUUCUGCGCAAUUUGUCCUGAUACAAUUUCGGUCUUCGCAUCAAAAAUUCAUUGUGAACCUCUUAAAAAUAAACACAGGCAAAGCGACAUCCAAAAUUCAAGACAGAAAGAGAGAGAGAACUUUUCCGGAAAAAUUGCCUCCCGUUUAGAUAAUUCGGCAUUUGCUGAAGACUUUUUUUUCUUUCUCUGUUUAUUUAUAAUUUGUAUGGAUGAUAAGUAGCUAAAAAAAAACCCGAAACAAAUAGUAAAAGCAAAACUCGUCAAAAUAUUUGCGAAUAGAAAAAAAAAAGAAAUCCAGAUGAUAAAGCAAGAAAAAUCGUACAUUUAAAAACAAAAUGCAUCAUCGAAUUAGCUUAAAAGGAAAACACAGAGCAUUAAAAAAAGAUAAGUUAAAAAGGCAAAAAAAAGCAUUGUAGUGAGUCAAAAAUAGGAGUAUAAAAAAAGGCAUAUAAAUGACAGAUUAAUAGUUAAAAAAGAAAAGAGAAAAUUUAGAUAAUAACUUGAGAAUUGAAACAUUUUCCUAGACAAAAAGUAUCUUAUUUCCUCUUGAUUUUUUUUAUCUUUUUGAAGAAAUACCACAAAAGAGAGUCGUUGUAAAUAAAUAGAAUGGGAGAACAUCAAUAAUAAUUUUCAUACUUAAAUUUGUGAGUUGAAUCGAGUCAAAAAAGCCAAGAACAGAAUGGUGAAAGAGAGUAAAAGUAUUGCGUGAAGAUCUCUUUGGUCACGGCUUCAUUUUGUAAGAUGUAUAAAUAAGUGGGAUUCCCAGAUUAUUUCCACCUCUUUAUCAGAUAAUGUGAAAUAUCGAGACAUUUGCUGAUUACCACUGUAAACAAUGCUCCAUAUAAUUAACCAUAUAAUCAUUAGAUUUAUGUGCUAAAAAAAAAUCACACAUUUCAGCUAAACGAAGGACUUUCGAUCAAAGACGUAUUUUCUUUGAAAACACAAAAAAAAAAUCAUCAAUCAACGGCAUGCGAACGGCUUUUUCAACUGAAUAAGAAAGGGCAGAAGUGGCGCCGAAGUUUGUGAAAGUAUUACUGGAAAAAAAAACAAUACAAAGAAGAAAUAAAAAGAGGGCGAAAAUGAAACAAAAAAACUGAACCCAGAAGAAUGAUGAAAAAAAAUCUCACAAAUAUUAACUUGUAGCGCAGCACGUAAAGUGAUGAUGAAUUUAAAUGUGCAAGAAAAAUAAAGUGAAAAAAAAUAUAUACCAAAAAAUAUUGAAUAUAUAUAAACAUGAAAAAAAACAUUAUGUACUUAUUGAAGAAAUGAAUAUAAACAAUAAUAAAUUAUCAUUAAACAAAAAGAAAAAAAAAUUAUAAAUUUAUGAUUACAGAAAAAAAAGAAGAUGAAGAAAAUGGUGAAAAGACAUGAGAGAUGAUGAAAAACUAUUACUUUGUUGAUAAGUAGAUUGUUUUUUCUCUGGUGUAAAAUAUAUUAUACUAAAAACAAAUGAAAUAUAAACAUUAUGACAAAUA